Messenger RNA from Sclerotinia sclerotiorum 1980 UF-70, 1956 nucleotides. RefSeq lists its product as hypothetical. The transcript has a single exon. Bases 1 to 1956 code for a protein of 651 amino acids. NCBI's taxonomy places the organism in Eukaryota, Fungi, Ascomycota, Leotiomycetes, Helotiales, Sclerotiniaceae. Gene Ontology annotation, cellular component: nucleus. Gene Ontology annotation, molecular function: RNA polymerase II transcription regulatory region sequence-specific DNA binding; zinc ion binding; DNA-binding transcription factor activity, RNA polymerase II-specific. The record is from RefSeq and is a predicted model, not a curated record. Gene Ontology annotation, biological process: negative regulation of transcription by RNA polymerase II.
AUGGCUACUGCAGAGGCAUCCCCAGCUCCUAAUUCCAAUCAUCCUCCUCGACCACGGCCUCGUCGCCCAAGAAGAGGUGGCCAUCGGAAUGCUGGACCUGCACCAGCGGAUCCAAAUGCAAACGGUACUCCAAACACAACGGUACAAGUACCCUAUGGUCCUUUAGCUCUGAGACCUGCUUCUGUGGCACCGCUACCCAGCUCGGAUCCUUCGAUCCCGUCGAAUCCACGAAAUCCGUCGAUCCCGUCGAAUCCACGAAAUCCGAAUGGAAACAAUCGAAGAGGUCAUGGUAGAAGGGGUGGGUUUGGACGAGGUGGUCGAAGAGGGGGUCCUCGUAUACAACCUAUGGCUAAUGGAAGAGUAUUUGGGGGGCAACUGACCUCCAACUCUCAUACCCGCCCUACGUCCGACGCUGGUUCUCUGGCUGGAGAUGCCCCAUUGUUUGUGCCCGGACAAUCUGUUGCCAGCCGAGCUGGACCGUCUCGAGCUCCGCGCGCACGUCGGAUGUCAAAAUCGCAAGCCCCAGAUCUUGGUACUCGAACACAUGAGGAUAUUACAAACGGCCAAUACGAGUGCGUGAUUUGCACCAACGAAGUUUUACCAAAUUCCAAGAUAUGGACAUGUAAGACUUGUUGGUCGGUUCUACAUUUAUCGUGCGUUAAAAAGUGGUCGAAGAACGAGGUAUCUACGCAUCAACAACGAGCGGUUGAGAAUGGAGAAUUGCCUCCACCGAGGCAGUGGAGAUGUCCUGGUUGUAAUUUGCCUAAAGACGACAUCCCAAUAUCGUACACUUGUUGGUGUGAGAAGGAGGUUGAACCACGGUCAGAAGCUGGAUUACCGCCACAUUCUUGUGGCCAGACUUGUUCGAAGAAACGGAGCGGACACUGUCCUCACCCAUGCGACCUUAUCUGCCAUGCUGGACCUUGCCCGCCAUGCGCUCAUAUGGGACCUUCCCUUCCUUGCUUUUGUGGCAAGGAGACUGUCUCAAGGAGAUGUUUAGAUACGAAGUACGAGAGUGGAUGGAGUUGUGGGCAAAUCUGCGAUGACAUACUGCCAUGCGGAGAGCACAAUUGUCAGAGAAGCUGUCAUGAGGGCCUCUGUGGCAGCUGUGAAGUUCCAAUUGAAGCUACAUGCUAUUGUGGUAAAGUCGAAAAAACGUUACCUUGCUGGGAACGCGACGAAGAGUGUGAAAGUCAAGCACCAGCCAGCGCGCUUGAUAGUGAGGGCUCGACCACGAGGGCCUGGAUUGGAUCUUUCGAUUGUGGCUCUGAAUGUCGCAGACCUUAUGAUUGUGGUAAACCAGAUCACUACUGCGAGAGCAGAUGCCAUCCUCAAGACAUUUCGCCUGCACAUUGUCCAUUUUCGCCCGAUGUUGUCACGACUUGUCCUUGCGGCAAAACACCAAUUUCUACACUUCUCGAAACACCGCGAACCGAUUGUACACAGAAGAUUCCUCAUUGUCAAGAGAAAUGCGAGUUGCCAUUGAAGUGCGGACACACAUGCCAAGGCAUUUGUCAUGAUGGCGAGUGCCGACCAUGCUUUCAGUCAGUAACAAUCGCAUGUCGUUGCGGCAGGACAACAGCAAACACUAUGUGCCAUCAAGGAACGGAUGAAAAGCCGCUGUGUCCCAGAGUAUGUCGAGCAACACUCAACUGCGGGAGACAUGAAUGUGGUGAAAGAUGUUGUUCUGGCGAAAAGAAAGCAAGUGAACGACAAGCUUCGAAACGCAAGCACCGUGCCCUGAAUGCUCCGCCAGUGGAAGAGAACAUUGAGGCCGAGCACAUCUGUCUCAAAGUCUGCGGACGCCCUCUCAAAUGUGGUAACCAUGCUUGCGCAGAACUUUGCCAUAAAGGCCCUUGUCGAUCAUGUCGUGAAGCUAUCUUUGAAGAAAUCAGCUGCGCUUGUGGCCGUCCCGUUUUGCAGCCUCCACCUCUCCUAUGCGACGAAGCCGCCUGA